Molecule: messenger RNA, 1476 nt
Organism: Uncinocarpus reesii 1704
Lineage: Eukaryota; Fungi; Ascomycota; Eurotiomycetes; Onygenales; Onygenaceae
Exons: 2
Coding region: 1-1476 (491 amino acids)
Source: RefSeq, a predicted model, not a curated record
AUGGAAGACCCAUUGUCAUGGAUUCUCCGGGAGUGCGCCUCUACCCCGAUCGCAUACCCACGAAUCCUACCAUGCGUCGCGGAGCUUCUACGCACAGGCUACCACCCGCCCGAGCUCAUCUUACGCGUUGAACGCGUGAUUGAAGUCCCUAUCAUACUUUCACGGUCUCGCGUCGACGACGAUACGUGCGCCCCGGCGGCACAGUACGUGUUGGAAGCGUCGGGCGAUACGGAAAGGGAACAGCCCGUGACACACAAGUCAUAUCGCGUGUUCUUAAGUGAUGGAGAACUGCUUAUUCAAGCCCUGCUGAAGCGGGAGCUGCACUACUUUGUGUCCGUCGGCGAAGUCACUCCGGGUGCUGUGCUUGCAAUACAAAGUUUCGAAAUCAGAAGAGCACAAAGGAUCGCGGGCCCUGAUAACGAUGAGAGUGAUAAAGGAAAAGAGUCAGGCCUGGUGGCUUUCCUCGAUAUAAUACGGUUCUGUGUAAUAGAUACUGGAGAUCAAUUGGACAAGCGGAGGUACGAGGCGGUUGAAAGGGGUGUACCGAUUGUGAAAACGGUGACAGUAGUGGACAGGAAAAGACCCCUAGAUGAGCAGGAUGGCGAAUUGUUGGAAAUCAAGAAGACGAAGCGUUCGAAGCUCGAUUCGAAGCCAGACCUCGAGAUUGAACAAGUUGCACCACCGCCACUGAACGUCGAAACGGCACCUCCAGCUCGCGAUUCCUUUGAAGAUGUUCUUAGUGACGCAGAAAUGCUCGAUUCCAAUAGCCUUCUAGAAGUUGAGCGGGAACACUCCCUGCCCGGAGCUGGUACCAGAAGCCUGACCCCGAAAUCAAACGAAUCAACCCCCCAGUCUCCCCCCAUACCACGCCGCAGUACUCUUCCCGAACAAGCAUGGCCGACUGCCGCAAAUCCUCCACCCAAAGGGCCCCGGAAUCACUCCAGGGCUCUUUCUAUGACUCGGAAUCCCAACCUUCUUCCCAUCCACACCCUCUUCCACCCCCCUCGCCCCCUUCCAAGACGCAAUUACAUCGUCGACAUUUUCGGCGUCGUAUCUUGGAUCUCGCCCACGACUAUUGUUCGCCGCAACAUGCCUCCAAAACGGGAUCUACGCGUGGUCGAUGCAAGCUUCACCUCCCACCCGUACCGCAACCAGCAUCCCAACAAUGACAAGCUAGAACUUGGCAUUUCGGUGAGCGUGUUUGUCGAUGCGGAGCGAUUUCACCCGCCGAUAGGGACGGUGGCUUUGUUUCAAGCCUUGAAGACGCAUGAGUGGGAGGGUGUGAGUUUGAAUGCGUAUGAAAAGGAGUGUGGUGGGGGGAAGGAGUGGUUUGUUUGUGAUCAGCAGAAGUUGGAGGGCUCUGGGUAUGAUUUCGUGGGGAUGAGGAGUUGGUGGGAGCAGUGGAACAAGGCAAGAGAGAAGCAGGCUGAGGAGAAGAAACAAUCUGAAGAUAGAGGGACAAAGAAAACUCCCUGA